This is a messenger RNA of Petromyzon marinus (sea lamprey), 7477 nucleotides long. Its product is annotated as E3 ubiquitin-protein ligase HECW2-like. The record is from RefSeq and is a predicted model, not a curated record. NCBI's taxonomy places the organism in Eukaryota, Metazoa, Chordata, Hyperoartia, Petromyzontiformes, Petromyzontidae. Gene Ontology annotation, cellular component: cytoplasm. Gene Ontology annotation, biological process: protein ubiquitination; ubiquitin-dependent protein catabolic process; regulation of dendrite morphogenesis. Gene Ontology annotation, molecular function: ubiquitin protein ligase activity; protein binding.
CCCUUCAACGUGACUUUACCGAAAGAGCUAAGAAUAAGAAUUGAUUCGUAUCGAGAUCUGAUACCCGUGUUGUGUUGAACUUAAUUACAGGACACUGAAUAAUUUGGAUAGACCUAGGCUGACUGAACACUAUGUCCGCGUUUGGUCUAUGGAAAAGGUGGAAACUCUUCAGUACACGACAAUUACAUAAAAUGUGUUCCUGACCUGUUUGUACGAAAUUAUUGUUGACAUUAUCCGUCUCGCGUAAAACGCUGCUUAAGACAACUGGCCAAACAUCCCAAAUCAGGACCAUGUAUGGCUUCGCUGAGACUUAAAUUCCAAACCCUGCUCAAACAUUGUGAUUUUCUCAUUUCUAUUGGUGCCCUCGAAACAGGGUGAAUGGAAAUUCCACAUUUUCCCCGUGACCGGUGGAUUGGAGAUGGGGGGGGGUUUGCCACACGGAUUUGUCCACCCGCUCCAGUUACUGUAUUCAGGUUGUGGUGGCUUUAUUUUUAAAUGCCCCAUGCAGGCUGGGAGCCACAGCGCUCCCAGCGGCCGCCUGGGGAAAGAGGCCUUGCAAUGAGCGGGUAACGGCGUGCGGCAGGACGCAGAGAGCACAGAGAAGAGGAGGAGGAAGCGAGAGAGAGCGAGGGGAGAGAGGGAGAGAGAGGAGGGAGUGGAGUGAGACGAGGAGGAGGAGGCGCUCGUCCCGGCUGCCCGAGCUCACAGCAGCGGACGAAGCCUGCGGCUCUUGGCGCGGCGCGGUGGUGGUGGUGGUUGUGGUGGUGGUGCGCCGCCCGUGUGCGUGGUCGAUGGGAGGGAGCGGUGGCGCGGUGGUUGGCGCACUGCGCUAGGAAUCCGUGAAGAGUUCCAUUCCCCGCGCUCACGGCCAACGUCGGUGGUGAUCGUCUGGAACGGUUCUUGGGCCUCCCCUAGGUCGGCUCGGCCCUAAAUCUACCUGCGCGCGCCCUUCCUUCCUGCAGGCGUGCAUCACGCUCCUGGGCAUUGUCCUGUGAAUCAGCAGCAGCAGCAGCUCCUGUAGAACCUGUCACGGAAUAGAGCCCCCGACAUGGCCGUGUCGGCGAGGGACCCGUCGUGUGCCGGGCGCCGGCGGUGCGACUCGCAGGCCCGGUACAGCCUCAACCCCGAGAGCCUGCGUGGCCUUUCCGGAGGUGGCAGCGCUGCGGGCCUCGUGUCGGAUGGCCGGCGGGGCCUGUCCCCCGAGGGUGGCCGUGCGGGCGUCUCGUUGUCCGCGGCCGGGCCCCUGUCGCCGGGGGAGCUGCACCCGGGCCUGGGCGAACCGGGCUCCGGCGGCGUGGUCCGUGCCAACAGCGACACGGACCUGCUGAGCUCCGACUCCCGCUCCAGCCUCACGGCGAGCAGCUGCGACUACUCGGUGGGGCAGGCCAGGCCCCUCGUCAUCUCGUGGGACAUCAAGGAGGAGGUGGACGCCACCGACUGGAUCGGCCUCUACAGCAUCGACGAGACGUCUCCGGGCAACUUCUGGGACUCAAAGAACCGCGGCGUGAAUGGCACCCAGAAGGGCCAGAUUGUGUGGCGCAUCGAGCCACGGCCGUACUUCACCGAGUCGGAGACCAAGAUCUGCUUCAAGUAUUACCACGGAGUGAGCGGGGCGCUGCGCGCGGUCACCCCGUGCAUCACCAUCCGCAAUCCCAACCCUACGGCCAGCCUGGAUGGGACGAGCGAGGACGAUGAGCCAGGCCAGCACACGCGUCGGCUCAUCAGCUUCUCCCUCUCUGAGCUGCGUGCGACGGCGCUCAAGAAAGGGAUGUUCUUUAACCCGGACCCGUACCUCAAGAUCUCGAUCCACCCCGGCAAGCGCAGCACCUUCCCUACACUGCCACACCACGGCCAGGAGCGCCGCUCCGGCAUCGUCACCAACACCACCAACCCCGCGUGGCAGGGCGAGGGUUACAGCUUCGUGGCUCUCCCCACCGACAUGCUGGAGAUUGAGGUGAAGGACAAGUUUGCCAAGAGCCGACCCAUCAUCCGCCGCUUCCUCGGCAAACUGGGCAUCCCUGUGCAGAGGCUGCUCGAGAGACACGCCAUCGGUGAUCAGGUGCUGAGCUACAAUCUGACGCGAAGGAUGCCCACCGACCACGUGAGCGGCCAGCUGCAGUUCCGCUUCGAGAUCACUUCCUCCAUGCACCCAGACGCAUCGCCCGACUCGGCGGGGGCCUACAUCGGCGUGUCGGCCACGAACGGCGACGUGACCAGCCCCUCGGACGACGAAGAGCAGACCCAGACGAGCGGCGGCACCCUGGGAGCCGCCCAGAGGUCCUACGCUAACGGCGCCGUGCAGAGGGGGCUGGAGGAAGCACGCCCGCACGACGACGUGUUCGCCGAGGACGCCAGCGUGGCCGCGUGGGCCGGCGAAGGGGCCUUGGAGGAGGCGGACGCGGCCGCCGCCGCGGCCGCUGCGUCUGCCGCCGAAGCUGCCUCCAACAGGCACGGCUCCCUCAACGAUUACCUGGACUCCUUGGUGGAGGGGCAGGCAGCGGCCGCCGCUCAGCGCCAGGGCCACCGCGUGACGCCCGCCGUGGCCCUCAGCAGCAGUUUCCCAACAAACAGCAGGCUGAACACGAUCCUGUACAUCGACUCGGACUGCGAGAGUCCCGGCACGCACCCCGGCGAGCAGAGGGUGCCCCAGCUGGUGAGGAGCGAGGCGGGCUUCCCCGAGGGUCUGUCGAACCGGACCGGGGACGCGGGGGCGCGGACGCGCUCGUCGCUCUCCCCGUUGGGGGAGGCUCGGCCCGCGGCGGAGAUGCGGCCCUUGUCGCUGGUCGUGUCAGAGCUGGAGAGCGUGGAGGCCUCGGUGCUGGAGAUGCGCCAGCCGACCACCCCGCGCACCCACUACGUGGCGCUGCACCGCCUGCUCUACAGCCUGCCGUCCACGCGCCUCACGGGCGGCGACGACGGCGACGGCGACGGCGGCGGCGGCGGUGACGGCGGCAACGGCGACCCGCGGGGCCGGCACGCGGCCGCGGUUGGAGGUGGCACUAGGCCGGACGACGACAAUGGCGGCGUCCGCGACGGGUCCCCGGGAUCGGAAGGGGCCGACGGCGCGGAGCGAACGUUGGAAGACAACAGAGCUGUGCUGGGUGCCGGCGACGAGGAAGUGGGCCCUAUUGGGGUGCGGCGGCCCGAGCGAAGCCCAGAUUGGGACGAGGCGAGACCAGAGUGCCCCGCCGGAGCCGAGCGGAGCGCCGCGGAGAGGCUCGGGAGCGGAGACGGCGCCGAGGAGCGGAGAGGCUCCGCCGUGGUGGCGUUUGACGGGACGGCCGAUCCGGACGUCCCCGUCUGCAACGUGUUGGGAACCGAGAGCGUAGCGGAACCGAGCCCGGGCCGCAUGGUCUCGGACGGGGGCGGCUCCCGAGAGGAGGAGGCCCCCGAGGAGCACGAAGCGGGUGGGGCAGGGAGUCCCCUCGCGGAGGCGGCCGCGUCGGACGUGGAGACGGGAGGCCGGACGCCGGAGGGAGUCGUGAACCGGGGCGAUGCAGCGUGUCCGGCGUGCUCCGCUACGCGCGUCUCCUCCCUGGACAGCGGCACCACCACGUGCGUGUCGUCCUUCGACAGCGCCCGCCUCUCGGAGAGCACCGCCUUCUCGUCGCAGGACGAGGACGAGGCCUCCGUUGACGCGGCCACAGAUGGGACGGCCGAGGGGAGCAGGACUCAGGGCGCGGGCGGCCGGGCGUGCUGCGGCGCGUGCGGAGGGAUGGCGACCGCGGCCGGAGUCCCGGAGCGCGGCGAGGCCGACGGCCGGGGCCCGGACAACGAGGAGGCGAUCUGGCAGCGACGCCACAGCCUGCAGGCGGCGACCCAGGAGGCGGAGGCCGACGAGGUGGCCAGGGCCUUGCCAGCCACCGCGUGUCCCUCCGCAGAUGAGCCUCCCUCACGGGAGAGCAGCCACCCGCCCCUGUGCCAGCUGCCCUCCAUCCGGCAGGACAUGAGUCGCUACCAGCGUGUGGACGAGCCCCUGCCGGCCAACUGGGAGGCCCGCAUCGACAGCCACGGCCGUGUCUUCUACGUGGAUCACGUGAACCGCAUGACCACCUGGCAGCGGCCCACGGCCUCCUCCUCCCCGCAGGUCCUGCAGCGAUCCAACUCCAUCCACGCCGUGCAGCAGAUGGAGCAGCUCAACCGACGGUACCAGAGUGUGCGUCGCACCAUGACCAGCGACCGCUCUGCGGCGGAGGAAGAGGGUGGAGCGGUGGGCGGAGCCAGCAGCGACGGGGCCCCUGGGCCCGGCGAGGAGGAGGAGCCGGACGCAGCCCCUCCCAUCAGCGAUCAGCAGCGGCGGGACUCUGCGCCUGCCGGACACCACAUGAUGCACACGAGGAUGAGCCUCUUGCUCCAGUCGCCCGCCGUCAAGUUCCUCUCUUGCCCGGACUUCUUCACGCUGCUCCACUCCAACCCCAGCGCCUACCACCUGUUUGCUAACAGCACCUGCCUGAAGCACAUGAUCAGCAAAGUGCGGCGCGACUCGCACAACUUUGAGCGCUACCAACACAACAGGGACCUGGUGGCCUUCCUCAACACCUUCUCCAACAAACAGCUGGAGCUGCCGCGUGGAUGGGAGAUGAAGUACGACCACCAGGGUAAGCCGUUCUUCGUCGACCACAAUGCGCGCACCACCACCUUCAUCGACCCGCGUCUCCCCGUGCAGAGCGCCCGCCCCCCGGGGCCUAUCGCUCACCGCCGCCACCUGCAGCGCCAGCGCAGCCACAGUGCCAGCGAGGUCGGCGACGAUCAGAGGCACCACGGGCCGCCUGUCACACCGCGCCCCGCCAACACCCUCAGCGUGAGCGGCCGCUACCCCUACCACGACUCCAUGCCCAUCGCAUACAACGACAAAAUUGUCGCAUUUCUCCGGCAACCCAACGCAUUUGAGAUUCUUCAAGAGAGGCAGCCGGGUCUCAGCAGACACCCCUCUCUCAGGGAGAAGAUCCAGUUCGUGCGCAGCGAGGGCACGUCGGGCCUGGAGCGCCUCUCGGGCGACGCCGACCUCGUCAUCCUGCUCAGCCUCUUUGAGGAUGAAAUCAUGUCGUUCAUCCCGCCGCACUCCCUGCUGCACCCCAGCUACACGCAGUCCCCACGCAGCUCGCCGGGGUCGUCGCCGCAGAACUCCCCCGGAUCGCAGCGCGCGAACGCCCGCGCCCCGGCCCCUUACAAGAGAGACUUCGAGGCGAAGCUGCGCAACUUCUACCGCAAGCUGGAGUCCAAGGGAUACGGACAGGGUCCCGGCAAGAUCAAGCUGGUCAUCAGGCGCGACCAUCUACUGGAGGACGCCUUCAAUCAGGUGAUGGCCCACUCGCGCAAGGACCUGCAGAGAAACAAGCUCUACGUUACCUUUGUGGGCGAGGAGGGGCUGGACUACAGCGGGCCCUCCCGGGAGUUCUUCUUCCUGGUGUCGCGAGAGCUCUUCAACCCCUACUACGGCCUCUUUGAGUACUCGGCCAACGACACGUACACCGUGCAAAUCAGCCCCAUGUCGGCCUUCGUGGACAACCAUCACGAGUGGUUCCGGUUCAGCGGGCGGAUCUUGGGCCUCGCCCUCAUCCACCAGUACCUGCUGGACGCCUUCUUCACACGGCCCUUCUACAAGGCUCUGCUCAGAACGCCGUGUGAUCUGAGUGACCUGGAGUACCUGGAUGAGGAGUUCCACCAAAGCCUGCAGUGGAUGAAGGACAACGACAUCACGGACAUCCUGGACCUGACCUUUACCGUCAACGAAGAGGUGUUCGGACAGAUCACGGAGAGGGAGCUGCGACCGGGCGGAGCGCACAUGGCCGUGACAGAGAAGAACAAGAAGGAGUACAUCGAGCGCAUGGUCAAGUGGCGCGUGGAGCGUGGCGUGGUGCAGCAGACCGAGAGCUUGGUGCGGGGCUUCUACGAGGUGGUGGACGCGCGGCUCGUGUCAGUGUUUGACGCCCGCGAGCUGGAGCUGGUGAUCGCUGGCACGGCCGAGAUCGACCUGCUGGACUGGAGGACCAACACAGAGUACCGUGGCGGAUACCACGACAGCCACAUCGUCAUGCGCUGGUUCUGGGCGGCCGUGGAGAGGUUCAACAACGAGCAGAGGCUGAGGCUGCUGCAGUUCGUCACGGGCACGUCGAGCAUCCCGUACGAGGGGUUUGCCGCGCUGCGCGGCAGCAACGGGCCCCGCAAGUUCUGCAUCGAGAAGUGGGGCCGGAUCACCUCGCUGCCCAGAGCUCACACGUGCUUCAACCGCUUGGAUCUGCCUCCCUACCCGUCGUACGCCAUGCUCUACGAGAAGCUGCUCACCGCCGUGGAAGAGACGAGCACCUUCGGCCUGGAGUAAGCAGCCCCAAGAGCGACUGCCGCCGACCGGCACCCUGCACCCCCGGGGCCUCCCGCAGCCUCCUCGAGCACAAGUGGCGAGAGACGCACGGAGGUGUGCCAGGGCUCUGGAGUGUGUACGCAAACCGCCGCGUCUCCGCCCGCUCACCGCUGCGGUUACGUCGAGGAAGUUUUGGUGGCCUUGGGAUUGGACGCCGCACUGCGUUGUGAAUACUAGAUCCUCUUGUCGCCCACAUUGUGUAAUUUAAAUGUGUCCUGAAGCGUGGAGAUUAGAAAGCAUGAAGAAAAAAACAACUUGCGAUUGAUUCCACAUCCGAGCACAGAAGCCCUCACCGCCGAGUAGGCCGGCCCAUGGCUAACCAGCGCACAGUCCACAGUUGUCGUUUUGACAAAGACGGCUAGGGGACAUGAAUGGGGCUGGAGGCGUGAGCGGUCUCGUCCGUUACAGCGACGACGACACGUCUUUCGUUUGCCCACUCCCCGCGCAGGGUGGUAGCACAAAGCGCAGCUGUGGGGUCCUGGAUGCUGCAUUGCAGAAGGAUGUCUUCAUCAGCCACCUCCGGGGAAGUCAACCGUGUGGUGCCGCAGAUAUUGUUGCCAUUGUUUGGACAACCUCCAAGCGCCACGCCACACAAAUAUGCCCCAAGAUUCCUGCGGUAGCACCACGAAAUGAUGCCCGAUUAGUGUAAUAAUAAUAAUAUUUAAUUUGUAUUUAUUUUUUAUUCGGCAUCAGUCAUGAAGAUCGCGGAUUCAAACGCAGGCUUUUUUGUUGCACGGUAAACCACAGACAAUUGCCCAAGUUCUGCGGUUCUAUAAUGGGAAUGUUUGGCUGACCCCGCGCGUUCGAGGGGAGGGGGGAUGGCGGUAAUGCUCAAUCCCCACACAGAAAGGGAUUAACCCACUUACACACCAUGGACAAGCCAGGAUUUUGUGUCCGUGACUCCCCACGUCGUAGGGAGUUUUCUGAGUUUGUGUGAUCCUCCAACCCUCGGAGAAUAAAAGUGUCGCUGAUGACACCUGCACGGUGCACUUAAAACUAAAACUAAACUAUUUUUUAUUUUUUAUUGAACUAUUUUUAUUUUAUUCGCGAAGGCCCACUGAGCUAUAUAGCUCUUUUUCAGAAGCGACCUGGCCACAAAUGAUAGCUCAACGAGAA